AAACACCAGAUACUUCAAAAGAGUUUUUACAUCUGCUGAUUGUUAAAUAUCAGCGUAUAUUCGUAUGAUGAAUGCUAUUUUACACCGCAGUAUUGAUACUUACUUCAUCUUUAAUACUGGAUUUGUGUGUUCGGUGUUACACCCUGGGACGAUUACCAUCAAAUAAAUUACACAGAAUACACUCGAAUAUCGGAAGUGAACCAAAAAUGACCUAUAAUUUAGGUGGUGGUCAAAUUUUGAUGAGCUGCUUCAGAAAUAAGCAAGGACUAUUGAUUAGGACAUAUGCAGCUAGAAUCAAAAAUCCAAAGGCAUCCAUAAUUCUAGUUCAUGGUGUUAGAUCCCACUUCAGAGCUGAUUACUCCGCAUAUAACCUUGAUUGGCAUUGUAAGCACAUUGGCGAUUCUGUAACCAGCAAGGCUUUGGAAGUUAGUACCAUGGAAUUUAACCAUGUAUUUGCAAACUCAAGGUUAAACUCUAAUGAAACAUUUGAUAACCAAUUUUUACAUGGAAAGAAUGUUUUGGAUACAACUCCAAGGUUUCAAUAUGAAGGUAGUUUUAUUGAAUGUUUAAAUAAUAUGGGAUUUUCCAUCUAUGCCUUAGACCUGCAAUCUCACGGGUUAUCUGAGGGUUUUAGCGGGAAAAGGUGUUUGGUUAACAAAUUUGAUGAUUUUGCCCAUGACGUUAUACAAUUCAUAGAUAUUGUCAAACGUAACCAAUUCGAGAACAAGGAAGAAAAAUGGAACCCAGAUUUGUUUACUCAUGAUACUGUAAAUGAUGGUAAUAAGUAUUAUUUGGGUGGUUUAUCAAUGGGUGGAAACAUUGUCAUUAGAACAAUUCAAUUGUUCAAUAAAUAUUCAAAAUCCAAAACAAGGCUUGUUGAUGGAUUGUUGUGUUUGUCUGGAAUGCUUAACAUAGACUAUCACUUUUCUGGUUACCUUAAGCAGGCCAGUUUCCCUUUGAUUAGAUUUUUGGCUAAGAUAAGACCACAUUGGACUCUGAUCUUAGAAGAAGCUGGGCAAUAUGCUGAAACAAUAAGUCUAUUUAUGAGAUAUCACGACCCCCUAUAUCAUUCCAAGAGGUUGCCAUGCAAAAUGGUUGUCACAUUGUUCGAUGCUACAAAGACUUUAGAAAGGGAUAUGUUAUACUAUCCAAAAGAUUUGCCCACUUUGGUGAUACAUUCCACAGAUGACAAAACUUGCGACGUAAAGGGAGCAAGGGAUUUUGCAAAUGUCCACUUUAAAGACAAUGAUAAUGUUCAGCUUGUCGAAAUAGAUGGAGAAGCUCACGUUAUAUCUUCUCCAUUAUACACACCCAUAGUUUCACCUAUCAUUUCCAAGUGGUUUGAUGGAUUAUCCAAAGCUUAGGGCCCUAAGUUUACCCGAAGUUUUAAUCCUCUUGUGGGAGCUAGACGAAUUGCGCAUUGUAUAACCAAUAAAUCGCAAUAUGGAGAGAGAGACAAACCGCAUAGCAUGGAACUUUCAUGUAUUUUAUAAUUUAAUACAAUCG
Theileria equi strain WA is the source of this 1506-nucleotide messenger RNA. RefSeq lists its product as hypothetical. Lineage: Eukaryota; Apicomplexa; Aconoidasida; Piroplasmida; Theileriidae. The record is from RefSeq and is a predicted model, not a curated record. The transcript has 3 exons. Bases 72 to 1364 code for a protein of 430 amino acids. Gene Ontology annotation, molecular function: lipase activity. Gene Ontology annotation, cellular component: membrane.